Apis mellifera (honey bee) is the source of this 4370-nucleotide messenger RNA. It is a transcript of the gene Cep164, whose product is annotated as centrosomal protein of 164 kDa. The record is from RefSeq and is a predicted model, not a curated record. Gene Ontology annotation, molecular function: protein binding. Lineage: Eukaryota; Metazoa; Arthropoda; Insecta; Hymenoptera; Apidae.
UCCACCGCCUACGUUCAAGUCGGAUUGAACAUUGACUGUCGUCGGACAGGCCUCGUCGGCGGAGCGAAAGUUUCGCGUGCACGCGUCUCGUCGUUGCGAGUAAAAUGACGUUUAUCGGUCCACGCGGCUAUUCCGUUGAUCGUCCGUGGCCCAGGCACGUCCACGUUUGACGUGUUAUGUGAACCUCCUGCACCUGGAAAACGGCUGUUCGUGCUAGUAGCAUGAGUAUUUCUCAGGAAAGCGCAGCCACGAUCGUGUGCAAGGAGAUCUUCGACGGAGUCUCGCAUCCGUCAGACGAAGAGGUACUCGAAUAUGCGAGGCGGUUGGGAAUCGACCCGGAUACAGAACCACACCUCCUGAGUUUGGCUCGGGAGGGCCUGAUGGCGGCCCUCCCCAAGGGCUGGCUACCAUGCUUCCACGAAACGAGCGGCGCUUGGUACUAUUAUCAAGCUUCCACCGGAACAACCACAUGGCAACAUCCCCUGGACGCCGUGUACAAGGAGAUGGUCGAGCAGGCCAGAGCUGCGAGCAACGCCAAGCCUGUUAACGCCAGGCAGAUCAGCGUCGAAGAGGACUCGAAGACAACGGCCAAGGAGCUCGAGUCCAACGAGGAAGCAACUCUGCCCAAGGAAACGUCUUCGUCGUUGGCCAAGGAAUCCGGCAAGCAAUCCGCCAAGAGCAAUCCGCCGCCUACCAGAAUCCCGACGAAGCUGGCGCCGUUGAAGAAAUUGGACAAGAUCGACGGUACGAGGAAGAAGGAUGGGGGGAGCCAGGAGAAGCAACAAACGAAACGGGAGGACAAUCCGUUGGCGACUAACAGGGCAGGCAGGGAUUACACGAAUCUCAAAUUCCAAGAUCCGAGAUUCUACGAGUGUCCCAAGCUGCUGGAGACGAUCGCAUCGACCACCACGACCACCAACACGACCACGUCCAGCAGCCCGAAGCAGGAGAUAGACCUGAAAGAGGUGCUCAAGAGAUCGGAAUCCCUGAGCCCGAGGCACGAGAAAGAUUGGGAGCAAUUGUCGAGCAGGUUCAGCUCCGAGGAGAAUAUCAUAGACAUCGACAAACUAAGCAUCAACACGUUGGCCAGGUCGGAGAAGUCGGACAAGUUCGACAAGGAGAAGCAUCCGAGCCAAUUCGGCCAACAGAAGGAAUUGACACUGAGCGGUGGGGGGACUAUAUUCCUGAAGAGCAACAGGAGCAGAGACACCACCCCCAUCCACGAGACCGGCAAACUCGACGAGUUCCGCGCCUUGUCGAUCCCGGACGAGACCAACAAGGACAGCGGGGACAAGUUGAAGUCGAUUCUAAGGGAAAAACAAUCCGAAGACGACGACAGACCGGUGGACGAGGAAAGGAAAAGCGUACGUUUCGACAUAGAGAAGGAGGUGGACAUCAAGUACACUUACUCCAGGUCUGAGUACGAGUCGGAAUCCGAAUCAGACGAGCAAGAGGUGCUGGCCAUGCUCUCGAAUCGAGACACCGAGUGGAGCCCCUCGGCGCAGAAAACCAGCCAAAGAUUCCAAGCGGAGGAGAGCAAGGAGGAUCCCGAGGACAGGAUCGAUGGAUGCGUCAGGAAGAGUUUAUCGUCGGAGAAGAAGGACGAAGCGUCGAGGGCGCAAAAUGGGAAGAUCGUGGGCAAGAGGUUCGUAGUCAGAAACGUGCCCGAGAACGAGCUUCGCAAAAAGUUGGCUCCUCAGAACGCUUGUGAGAAGGAGCACCGUGUGCAAAUGACCAGAGACAGUUUGUCAGGAGAGAGUUUGUCGAGGGAGAGCAGUUUGGACUACACGUUCACCAAUAAAUUCAACAAAAUCAAAAACAUCGAUCUGGUUUCGAAGAGCGAGACCGAUUACAGCGACUCUGAACCACGGCGGAAGGGUAAAUUGAAAGUGGAGUUGCCGCGCAACGAGCAGACCGACGACGACGAGACUUCCGAUUUCUCCAAGGUUAAUCAAGAGACUCAGAAUAUCUCGCGGAAGGAAGCCAACGAGGAAGCGACGAGACAAGAUCAGUGCAAGAAGCUGGAGGAGGCGAAAGCGAAAUUGAGCCAAGAGCACGAGAACGACAUCGAGGCGUUGAGGAAAGAGUACAAGGACAAGUUGGAACAAAUGAAGAAAGAAUUGGAGGAGAAUUUUGCGGAGCAGAAGAAGCAAAUAGAGAAGAAUCUGAGCGACAAGCUGGAGGAUAUGAGGCGAAAGAUGGUCGAGAAGGAGGAACGAGAAAUUCAAAAAUUAAUCGCCGAAAUGGACGAGGCCAAGCUGGAGAAUCUGAGAAAGGUAAAGGCCGAAUUGGAGGUUUGCUACGAGAAGGAGAGGCAGGAGAUCUUGGCGAAUUUGAAGACCGAACUCGACGAGAGGAAGGGAGAAUUGUUGGAGCUACGGAAUCAGGAGAUGGGGAAAUUGGAGAACGAGCACGAACGCGACUUGGACGAGGAGAAGCUCGCCAAACUUAGCGAGAUCAAAUUGAGCAAGCAACACCAGGCGAGGAUCAAAACAAUGAAGAAGGAAUUGGAUAAAGAGUUUGACGAGUUGCGCAAACAAUUGCGGGCACAGCAGAGGGAAAAUAUCACGAAAAUUACGGAGGAACACGAGAGUCGUCUUGUCGAAAUACUUCGCGAUUUUAGAGUGAAUGAGGAUCGCACGCGCAAGAUGUACAAGCAGUGUUUGGAAGAGAUUCGCGCGGAUUUCUCGCGCGACGCGGAGAAAGAGGCUAAGAAACAGACAGGUCGCGCUAUUCACCAGGAGAGCAUCGAGUUCGAGAAGAUGAGGUGCGAGAAGCGAUUGCUCCAAGAUAAGUACAUGGCGUUGAAGGAGAAGUACAUGAAAUUGAAGAAGGAGGUACGCUCGGCCAUCGAGAGGAGGAGUAGGAGAAAGGAGGGAUACACGACCGCCUCGGAGACGGAGAGGUCGACGUCGACGAGGACGAGGACGGACAGGACCGAGUCGUCGGAUCAAAAUAUCCCAUUACGAAACACGCACUCGAGCUCGGCGACGACGAACACUAAACCGCCCGAGACUCAGACGACGACGAACGAGCAGUCGGAAGAAUUGCACGAACCGAACGAACAGAACGUUCAGAAGGCGAACUCGGGGUUUCAGAAGAGCGCAGCUACGUCCAACGCGAAAAACGUGAGAUUCCAUUCCGACGAAACGAGCAUCGCCAGCGAGACGAACGCGAACGUAACAACCGGCAAGAAGAACCUCGCCAAGAAACCGACAAUCCAACCCAAACCGAGUCCAACCACUGGCAAUAAUAUUAACAACAAUAACAACAAUCUUGAAAAUCCAGUCGAAAAUAUAAGAAAACAGUUGGAGAAGCUCGAGGAUCUCGGUGAUCAAUUGCCAAGCAACGAAACGGCCUACACAUUGCGAUAUCCUUUCCAAGACAAAGCACCGGCGAACGCCUCUUCGGAGCUGGAGUUCUUCCGGCACCGAAUUCACGUCGAAAGGGAUUCAGUGAAGAGGGCACGGGAGGCGCUUCGACAUCAGGAGAACGUGUUCCAAGGGAGGCAGAGGGCUUGGAAGCAGCGUAGCGUCAAAGCGACCCUCGAACAAUUGCUACAGGAAGAACGCGAACUUUCCGACAUGGAGGUGAAUUUGCAUCGAACCAAGAGCCUUCUGGGCGAGAAAGUGAUCCAUCUUAGGCAUUUGGAGCAAUCUUUGGAGAGGGUGGUUAACGCGAAGACAAACGAGAACGACGCGAACGCGACGAAAAACGAGGAAUUGACGUUGAGCGAUAUGUCGAGCGUGAGCAGCGGUAUCAGUUCAACCGAUCUGGGGACCGACACUUUCGUAGACAAACCGGAUCACUACCAGGAGUCGACGGAAAUCAUCGCAAGUCUGGAAAACCUAAACUCGGAAAUACGUGAGAUAUGGGGCGUGCUGAAUAAACGUCAGGACACCAACAUACCACCGCCCCCAACUUUGAUGUAUUCGUAUUUGCGAUGGCUGCGUUUCCAUCAUCUUGCCGCCGAAUCGAAUAAUAUACAAGGAACAUUCGGUACUCCAAACAUUCAGUCGAACAUCCUGUCUCAGUUGACGGUGACUCAACCACCGACACCCACCACGCAAAACAUUAUCGCCCAAUACGGUCCCAAUAGCGGUUUCACCACAAGCGUGUGCACAGUUGAGAAGCAUUCCUCGAAUCUGAUGGAGAGAACGUGGAAUCUAAGGGAUUGGCUGAGACAAGCUUGCGUCGAGGGCACGGACAGUCCAGGUCGAACGACUCUAUAAAAAGCAGCCCGCAAUCCAUCGAAAAAUUUGGUUCCAAACGACAAUCGUUGGGAGAUUCAAGUACCCGUUUCGUCGACGUAGACUCCAUGUAUCUACACGUGUUUCUAAACCAAUUCAAGAAGACGUGUUUUCGUUAGU